Molecule: messenger RNA, 786 nt
Organism: Lotus japonicus
Lineage: Eukaryota; Viridiplantae; Streptophyta; Magnoliopsida; Fabales; Fabaceae
Product: upstream activation factor subunit UAF30
Exons: 2
Coding region: 54-452 (132 amino acids)
Cellular component (GO): nucleus
Source: RefSeq, a predicted model, not a curated record
AUGUAGAGGCGCAGAAGAGAAGAGAUUAUCUUGUGUGAGUGUGAGAAGGAGUGAUGGCUGCGUCAACUUUGGGUCUCUUCUCUUCCUUUACUCUCUCUUUCAGGUCUCAACCUUCUUUCGCUCUUCCACCUCCUCCCACUCUUCGCAUGGUUCGACCCGUCGUCACCUCCGCCACCGUCUCUCAGCCUUCUGCCGCCGGCAACAAAAUCCGUGGUAUCAUGAAACCCCGCAAAAUCUCCCCUGAGAUGCAAUCCAUCUGCGGCGUCCCCGAGAUUUCUCGUACUCAAGCACUCAAACACAUUUGGGCCUACAUUAAGGAAAACAAUCUUCAGGACCCUGAAAACAAGAAGCUUAUACGGUGUGAUGAGAAGCUGAAGAAGGUAUUUGCAGGGAAAGAUGAAGUUGGCAUGCUCGAGAUUGCUGGGUUGAUUAGCCCUCACUUUCUUAAAUGAUAUCUAGUGUGCAAACUAUUCGUAAAAGUCAAGUUUUUACAUGGAGGACAUGUUUUGGUGUAAUGAACCAUAUGAUAAUUUGGGGUAUAAUGUCCUGCAACAUAGUAACCUUAGGUUUUUGUAGUGCUUCGAGUACAGAAUGAUCUUCGUUGAAGAGUUAUUUUGAGCAUGUGGUGUCUUCAACAGGCGUUAUUUUACUAAUUAAGUAUUAGGUUUUUCUGGGACUUAGGUUUUUGUUGGACAUGUCAAACAAAAUGAUGCUAUGUUCUCCGUAUUAUUGUCAUUCCAUGCACCAUGCUUGAACUGUGACAAAGCAAAAAUGUUGAUAAUCCAA